Molecule: messenger RNA, 2226 nt
Organism: Anopheles nili
Lineage: Eukaryota; Metazoa; Arthropoda; Insecta; Diptera; Culicidae
Product: protein hunchback
Exons: 3
Coding region: 1-2226 (741 amino acids)
Biological process (GO): regulation of transcription by RNA polymerase II
Molecular function (GO): RNA polymerase II cis-regulatory region sequence-specific DNA binding; DNA-binding transcription factor activity
Source: RefSeq, a predicted model, not a curated record
AUGUCCACCAGUAAGCCGGAUUCGGCUGGAUGUUCGUCACAUGGACUAAGAAGCCGCACAAGCCACAGUUUAGCGAUUCAAUCGGAAGCUACCGCGACAUCGGUAACGGAAGUGAAAACAGCAGUUGCUGCAUUGACUUCCAUGAUGGAUCCACCAGCGAGUAUCAUCAUGAAGGCCGCCGCGGCAGCUGCUGCUGCAGCCGCUCAGGCGGCUGUGGGUCCCAUUAAUACUAAGAAGGAACUUGAGUGUGGUGAUAUAAAUGAUGGUAUUGCUUCCUCAGUAGAUUCGAGCAUGGAUAACAGUGCUUUGGCUAACUGCCUUUCAAGCACAAUUUCUUCUUUGAGAGGCUCUAGCAUUAGUGGGACAGGAAAUGAUGGAGGAAACCUCAGUGGAGGAGAAGAUAACCUGUCGGAUAACUCAGAAACUACCUCUGGAGCCACGACUACUACUACUUCGUCUAGCGUGGCGACAACUCAGUUAUUGGAAAAUCUCAAGCAUAAUCUCAACCACCACAACAACAACAAUUCUAGUGUGAUCAACAACAACAACCCACUGCAUGUGAAUAACAAUAACAAUGGUAACCGAAAGCUGUUCGAGUGUGACGUUUGCAACAUGAAAUUCUCAAAUGGAGCUAAUAUGCGGCGUCAUAAGAUGCGUCAUACGGGCGUUAAACCGUAUGAGUGUCGAGUUUGUCAAAAACGGUUCUUUCGCAAAGAUCAUUUGGCGGAGCAUUUCACCACUCAUACAAAAACGCUGCCCUAUCACUGUCCAAUCUGCAACCGAGGGUUUCAACGACAAAUCGCAAUGCGUGCUCAUUUUCAAAAUGAACACGUUGGGCAGCAUGAUCUCGUUAAGACUUGCCCUCUUUGUAGCUAUCGGGCAGGUACGAUGAAAUCACUGCGUGUGCAUUUCUUUAAUCGGCACGGAAUCGAUCUGGAUAAUCCGGGACCGGGAACUCCUUCGUCAUUACUGUUGGCUCUCGAUCAGCAUAAUCCUGCAAAUCUGCUACCAGCGGCUCUUGCGGCUAUGAACGCAGUGAACGCUUCAUUCGGGGAUGGAAAUGCAUCAUCAGCAGUGGACACGAUGCAACGGUCAAUGGACAAUGGUACACCUCCGAUGCAUUUUCUAACGCCACACGUUGAGAUUUCUAUGGCUGACAAUGCUGAUGAUGAUAGCAGCUUACCACUAAAUUGCAGCCGAGACGGACCCGGCGGUGCAGGUGGAGCUCUACAGGAUUUGCAACAAAGUGGCAGAUCUCAGAACGGAACUCCUAUGCUGUUAACAAAUGGGCCAAGUUCCAGUAGCAAUAAUGAUCGCAACACUCCGACCACUUCUUCGUCAUCCACUAUGAUCUCUACCGGGCUGGAUAUUCAGGCUAUAGUGCGGGCAUCGAAUGGCGGAACACCAACAAUGGCAUCAUCCGGAUCGCCAGCUUGUUCACCUCACUCAGCCGACUCAAAUGUUCCCUCCAGCUCGCAAUCUUCGUUGUCGUCUACGACUACCACGAUGCUUCCGACACUAGUACAAAGUUCAAGACACAUUAUUUUUGAUAACCCUAUUACACCCUCGAUUAGCUUAAUACCUAUAAAACAGGAACCAACAACGAAUGAUGAAUACAACGAUAUUAAACCCCGAAGCAGUGUGGAUCCAUCAACCACAAAUAUCGGGAAUCCCGCUGAAAGUGCUACCUCUUCGUCAAGUAUGACUUCUCUCAUUAAGGUGUCUCCACUUAAAUCUUUGCUAAGGGAAGAUCUUAAACGAAGAAUAACUGCACGAGCAACAACUCGUGCAACCCGAAAUGGUAUGCUAACGAGCAGCUCACCAAACCCUACUAGCAGUCCGAAUCCAAACAGUUCUAACGUUCUUACAUCUGGAACGACUCAGGAGAGUGCCAACAGCAGUAACAGUUCGAGCAGUUUGAGCAGUAGCUCAAGUAGCAGCUCUAGCAGUAGCAGCAGUGUGGCCGCCAUUGCAGUCGCAACUACCUCAAAUGGUAUCAUUACAUCCACUGGACAGGAAACCGACUUGAUGCUGUCUUUAACGGCAAAGUCGAAACGACAUCUACAAUGUCUGUUUUGUGGCAUCGAGUUUCCAGAUCAGACGCUAUACUUUCUGCACAAGGGAUGUCACAGUGACAGUAAUCCGUGGAAAUGUAAUAUUUGUGGCGAGCAAAUGAACAACGUGUACGAAUUCAAUUCACACCUACUCAGUAAAAGUCAUCAAUGA